This is a messenger RNA of Tinamus guttatus (white-throated tinamou), 837 nucleotides long. The record is from RefSeq and is a predicted model, not a curated record. NCBI's taxonomy places the organism in Eukaryota, Metazoa, Chordata, Aves, Tinamiformes, Tinamidae.
GGUUUAUUUCUAAUAUUUGUUACACAAAACUCUGGUUGUCUUAGGCCUUAUGACGGAAAAUGGAGUAAAACAAUGGUGGGCUAUGGACCAGAAGACAGUCACUUUGUGGCAGAGUUGACUUACAAUUAUGGAAUUGGAGAGUAUCGACUUGGCAAUGACUUUCUGGGCAUAACGCUGGUGUCCAGCCACGCUGUAAGCAACGCAAGGAGGCUGGGGUGGCCCCUCAGUGAAGUGGCCUCUGGUAUAUUUGAAACUGAAGCCCCGGGAGGAUACAAGUUCUACCUGGAAGACAAGGAACAACUAAAGCAAGAUCCUGUGCUAAAAGUAACUUUGGGCGUCUCUGAUCUGCAGAACUCUAUUAAUUACUGGUCUAAUUUGCUUGGGAUGAAAAUAUAUGAGAAGGAUGAGGAAAAGCAAAGAAUUUUGCUGGGCUAUGCAGAUAACCAGUGUAAGCUGGAGUUGAAGCAGGUCGGAGGAGCGGUGGAUCACGGGACAGCAUUUGGGCGCAUUGCCUUUUCCUGCGCCAAGGAGGAGUUGCCAAACAUUGAAGCACUGAUGAAAAAGGAGAAUCAGAAAAUUUUAACACCUCUGGUUAGCUUGGACACACCUGGCAAAGCCACAGUACAAGUGAUUAUUUUGGCAGAUCCUGAUGGCCAUGAAAUCUGCUUUGUUGGAGAUGAAGCAUUUCGAGAUCUGUCCAAGGUGGAUCCUAACGGUGACAAAUUGUUGGAUGAUGCCAUGGCUGCAGACGAGAGUGACAAAUGGUUUGCUGAGAAAAACAUGAAGAAGGCUUCUGCUUAGGUGGAGAAAAGUCGUGUCUGAUCAUUCAUGCCUUGA